AUGAGUGCAACAACUCCAAUGAGAAGAAAAAGAGCAACAAACUUACGACAAGGAGAAGACGAUGAUUCCGGUGAACUGGUGAGAAAGAGAAAUGCUCGAAUGGCCGUGUUCUCUGCACUGGUUGACUGUACGCCAUCCACAUCCACCAACAACAACAACAACAACAGAAAUUACCACGAAGAAGACGAAGAAGACGAUGAACCGCGAACGACACUAUUGAAAUCGAUGAGCCUCAAAAGCCUUCUGAAGCUGAAGUGUGAGACAAUCAACAAGUUUCUGAAUUUUUUUGACGCAACACAUCAAGCGCGAAGCAAUUCGAAGGAUCCCAAAUAUCCUAUUGACUUGUUACCUGUAAGAAUUUUAUAUGACUUGAAGUCAGAUUACACAUUUGCAAUAAAGCAAAUCAAUAUUAAACUUCAGGACCGCUUGGAAUUCCAUGUCAUGUUCAGAGGUGCAAUGAGUGGUGAAAACUGUCCCUUUAUGCAAGCCAUCAGAAUUUCGAGUGUUUCGGACGAGACCUUGAGGAAGGCGGCUUCUGCAACCGUUCACUUUUUUUCGUUCAUGACAUUACGUCGUAACAAAGUCAAGGAAAGACCAUCGGUUCCUCAGUGCGAUUAUGAGAUGGAGAGGGUGAAGAGAAUGACGACGGUUGAAAAAGCGAAUCUUGUCGGUGAAUUUUUUUGUUGGUUUGAGCGAGUGCCACCCGUACGAGUUUCAUCUAGCAAAGUGGUUGCCACAAAUGGUGUUAAGGCGGACUCGGAGUUCGAAUUGGAUCAGUACGAAACUCAUUCCCUCCAGUUUCCGAUGAACGGAACAGAAGUAUUUUCUCCAAAAUCGAUUGGCUGCGAGUAUCCCCUGGUAUCUUCGGAUAAUGGUGAAGACUGGAGCCUGAACGUGGCAGUGGUUCUUGCCAUGCUAUCGUGCUUAGUUGGCACGACACGCGCAGAACAAUAUUUUUGCGACUACGGUGAACUGGCCGAAUCUGGGGAAGAAAUCGAGCUGACAGUGCGAAAGAGCGAAUUGAAUGAUACACCUCUGUUCCGAGAAUCCAACAAAUAUCACAACUUGCUACCUGGUCAAAUGCGUAAUGUUCAUAAUGCUCUCUCUUUGGUGGCAAAAUCACUCAAAAUUCCACCGGCUCUGUUCUCGUCUCGAAGUUACAGAAGUGGAUAUGCGAGAGAUGUCAUCCAAGGCAUUGUGACACGAGGAGACCCACAGAGAGAUAUUCCAUUGCAAGCACUACGAUCAAACUUGCUCAGUGGAACUCAGUGGAAAUCCGCUCAAGUGGACAGAUACUUGAGCAAUCUCUCACGAAGUCUUGCGCUGCACCCGGUUACAUUUGCUCACACCACAGCCUUAGAUUGGCAGAGUGCCAUUUAUGGCGAAUUGGCUUCAACCAAGAGCGAUUUCGAAGAAGUGAAUCCAACCAAUGUCAAUAUCUACAUUCGUUCGAAGUCCUCGAAACCGGACGAAUCCUUGGCUCGUUUGUCUUCGAUGGAUCCCGCCGAAAUCAUAACGUUAUGUGAUGAGAUCAAUAUCGAUAACUGGCGUAAAUGUGCUCCGGUCCCUCUGACACACCAAGAAAGACGUGAAUUUCUACAAAAGAAUACCAUGGUUGAUGUGUUUUCAACUUUUCAAUCGUUGAAGAUGGUGAUAGAUCAAAACAUGAGACCAUUCUGUGGAUAUGGAGUUUCUUCACCCUACGCUUGCCCAGUUGUGAACUGUGGAAAGAGCGGUGCGCUACAUUCACUGGCGAGCACACACGAACAUUGGAAAUUGUGGCACGAAGAGUCGAAAAAGAACCUGACCUACAUGUGUAUUAAAUGUUCUAACACAGGACCGUCGAACUUGAAGUCGUAUUCGAGACAUCUCAAAAUUCGACACAAAAUGGAACCGUUCAACUUCAAUUUUUCUUUCAUCUAA
Messenger RNA from Caenorhabditis briggsae, 1923 nucleotides. The transcript has 8 exons. The record is from RefSeq and is a predicted model, not a curated record. Lineage: Eukaryota; Metazoa; Nematoda; Chromadorea; Rhabditida; Rhabditidae. The coding region runs from base 1 to 1923 and encodes 640 amino acids.